This is a messenger RNA of Cucumis melo (muskmelon), 544 nucleotides long. RefSeq names its product triacylglycerol lipase 1-like. The coding region runs from base 1 to 414 and encodes 137 amino acids. The record is from RefSeq and is a predicted model, not a curated record. The transcript has 5 exons. NCBI's taxonomy places the organism in Eukaryota, Viridiplantae, Streptophyta, Magnoliopsida, Cucurbitales, Cucurbitaceae.
AUGUUCUACAAGAAAUACGAUGACAAGGUGGAUGUCUUUGUAGAGAAUGUCAUGACCGAGAUCAAGAAACUGUAUGGUGCCAAAAAGAAAGAGGAGGGAGAAAAGGUUAUCAUGCUAUCUUUAUAUUUUGUUCGACAGAUAACUCUUGCCUCAGGAUUUCAUGAACUCAACUUUAAAAGCGAUUGGGGAACAGUCCUUUUAGAUAAUCUUUGUGAUCGGCUUGUUAACUGCAUCAAUGUUCUUAGUUCAAUAACAGGAAAGGGGAAGGCCUUUAAUAACACUAGAGUGAAGCAUAGAGUGAAGCGGUCGAUUAAGGUGCCCACGAUUAGUAACAAGCUAGCAGAUAUGAUGAUUAUUCAUGGAGGAAAUAUGGCCAAAAGGCAAUCAAAGGUUCUCCACACCCAAGAUAAUUGAAGUCAUAUCGGGUUGAAAGCUAAGAGAUUGUGCAGAGAUUGCCAAGCGACCGUUGAAAAUUGAAGACUGAGAAGGCAUUUAGGAUUUUUAAUUAUUUAAUUCUUGUAUUAGAAUCUUUUUUCAUGUACUA